AUGGAAAGCAACAAAUUAGAGGUAACUUUUUUUUCUUUUGGCGAUCUAUAUAUUAUUUACAUCAUCUUUGUCUGCACUCAAUCACUGACACUUUCUUUCUUUCUUUCUUUCUUUCUUUCUUUCUUUGCCUUUGUUCUCUCUUUUCGUCUUCUGAUUUUCUUUCUUUCUUUUUUCCUUCUUUCUUUGCCUUUGUUCCCUCUCUUUCACUUCGUCUCAUUUUCUUUCUUUCUUUCUUUCUUUCUUUCUUUCUUUCUUUCUUUCUUUGCCUUUGUUUCCUCUCUUUGUCUCCUUCUCAUUUUCUUUCUUUCUUUCUUUCUUUCUUUCUUUUUUGUUUCUCCUUCUCAUUUCUCCUUCUCAUUUUUCUUUCUUUCUUUCUUUCUUUCUUUCUUUCUUUCUUUCUUUUACUUUGCCUUUGUUUCCUCUUUUGUCUCCUUCUCAUUUUUUUCUUUCUUUCUUUCUUUCUUUCUUUCUUUCUUUUUCUUCUUCUCAUUUACUUUCUUUCUUUCUUUGCCUUUUUUCCCUCUCUUUGUCUUCUUUUUUCUUUCUUUCCUUCUUUCUUUCUUUGCCCCAGUUCCCUCUUGUUGUUUUCUUCUCGUUUUCUUUUUCUUUCUUUCUUUCUUUCUUUCUUUCUUUCUUUCUUUCUUUCUUUCUUUACCUUUCUUCCCUGUCUUUGUCUUCUUCUCAUUUUCUUUCUUUCUUUCUUUCUUUCUUUCUUUCUUUGUCUUCUUCUUCUCAUUUUCUUUCUUUCUUUCUUUCUUUCUUUCUUUCUUUCUUUCUUUCUUUCUUUCUUUCUUUCCCGUUCAUUUCUUUUAUUGUCCUUAA
Molecule: messenger RNA, 822 nt
Organism: Acanthosepion pharaonis
Lineage: Eukaryota; Metazoa; Mollusca; Cephalopoda; Sepiida; Sepiidae
Source: the annotation of a GenBank genome assembly